AUGCGUUGGAUCUGGGCUGCCGUGGUGGUUGUGGUACUAGCAGCUGCUAACCUUUCGGCCAGUGAUCCCUCAGCCACGCUGUCUUUCCAAAGUCUUUCCUCGCAGCAGCAGCAGCAGCAGGAAAGCGACCAAUCCGACGCACUGAUUGCCACCAUCUUCGCCACCAUCAACCAUCUGGUCAUCGUGAACGGUGUCGCGGGAGCAGCGGAGAGUCAGUUGCUGCAGCAUCGCACCGUACGGUGGUUCGACGGGGAACCGGCGACGCUGUGCAACGCCCCACCCGGCAGUGAGCAUUCCGAGUGCUUCGCCCCAUCCGAUCGGCACCAGUGGGAUGGAGCGCUGGCCGGGGCAGGCCUCAUCCUGUACGGUUCGGUCGCGAAAUUAGACCGCUACGCGUGUCUGUUCGAUCCGGCCGGGACGUACCUGCUGGUGGACGAACCGUCCCGUUCGUCGCCCGAGCAGGCGCACCUUCGCCGGCUGCUCGGGACGCUCUGGACGACGCGGGGUGCGUACCGGGUGUACGUACGUGCCCGCGGGCAGCUGUACGGGUACGAUCCGUUUCGGCGGCCGGCCGGUGCGGCCGAGUACGGUGCGCUGGUGCAGCUGGAGGAUGGCAGACCGCUACCGACCGUACCGCUGACCGACUUUGGCGGGUAUCCGCUGCGGAUCGAGGUGUUCCGCUCGGUGUACAGCAAUCCGGACGAGCGGGCCAGCGCGUCGAAGGCGGACCAGAUCACGUACAGCGGGCCCGACGUGAUGGCACGGGACGUUUUCUGUCGCGCCCUUAAUGUUACGGCGAUACCGGUGCCGGCGGAUCGGGACCUGUUCGGCGAUCGGCUCCCGAACGGCAGCUUUACCGGUGCGCUCGGGCGGCUCGUGCGGCGCGAGGUCGACAUCGUGUUCACCGGCUUCUUCAUCAAGGAUUACUUUGCGCGCGACGUCGAGUUCACCGCCGGCCUGUACUCGGACGCGGUCUGCUGCCUGGUGCGGAAGGCGAGCCGCAUCCCGGAGGCGCUGCUCCCGCUGUACAUUUUCCCCGCCGACAUCUGGGCGCUGCUCGGGGCGCUCGGCCUGGCCUGCGCGAGCGUGUGGGCGCUGCUGCGCUGGUGCGUCCGGCGCAUCAAACCGCCGGUCGGAGGGCUCUGGUCGCGGCGGCACCGGCUCGCCGUGCUGUUCAAUCUGCCGCGCAGCCUCCGUGCGGCCGGCCCGGUGCGCCAAACCGUCCAGCUGUACGUGGACAGCUUCAUACUGCUGGUGAGCGCACCGUACCUGCGCUUCACCCGGUCCGGCGUCGAGCGGCUGUUCCUCACCGGCCUGCUGCUCGUCAGCCUCAUCUUCGUCUCGCUCUACACGUCCGGGCUGGCGGCCGUGUUCGUGAACCCGCUGUACUACCCGGACAUUGGCACGCUGCAGCAGCUGGACGAGAGUGGCAUGGCGAUCCCGGUCAAGUACCGCGGCUUCCUCGACGACGUGUUCGCGGUCAACUACAGCCGGCUGAUGGAUUCGCUGCGCGGCCGCAUGCAGCACCUGCCGGCGAGGGAGUCGAUGCUGGCGCGGGUCGCCCGGCUCGGCAACAUUGCGACCGUGACGCGCAAGACGACGCUCGCGCUCGACAACGCGAUCUACCUGACGACGCGCCAGCUGCACAUGGUGCCGGAGUGUCCGCGCAUGUACAACCUGGCGUACGUGAUGCCGCACCGGUCCGCGUUCGGCGAGCAGUUCAACAAGGUGCUGCUGCGCAUGGUGGGCGGCGGGCUGGUCGACCACUGGAUCGAGGAGGCCCGGUACGGCUGGACGCUGCGGGACUGGCGCGUCGCGCGCCGCAUGAUGGAGUCCAACUUUAAGGUGCUGACCGUGGUGGACAUGCAGUUCGCGUUCUACGUGCUCGCGAUCGGGCUGACCGUGAGUGUGGCGGUGAUCGGGGCCGAGCUGGUGCACUUUCACCGGGCGCACCGAGGGGAGGGGCACGGUGUCAAUGUAUUGCUGAGGAAGUAACUGGAGGGAGGGAGGAGCGACUUGUAAUAAAAACUGGAAUAGAA
This is a messenger RNA of Anopheles merus, 2039 nucleotides long. RefSeq lists its product as uncharacterized. NCBI's taxonomy places the organism in Eukaryota, Metazoa, Arthropoda, Insecta, Diptera, Culicidae. Bases 1 to 1995 code for a protein of 664 amino acids. The record is from RefSeq and is a predicted model, not a curated record. The transcript has 2 exons.